Molecule: messenger RNA, 3651 nt
Organism: Zea mays
Lineage: Eukaryota; Viridiplantae; Streptophyta; Magnoliopsida; Poales; Poaceae
Product: probable inactive receptor kinase At4g23740
Exons: 3
Coding region: 1210-3207 (665 amino acids)
Biological process (GO): protein phosphorylation
Molecular function (GO): protein kinase activity; protein binding; ATP binding
Source: RefSeq, a predicted model, not a curated record
UUUUUAGUCCUUCAUUUUAUUCCGUUUUAUUCUCAUGUUGUGUUGGACUUGAAAUUCUAGCAGAAGUUUGAUUUUGUGUCAUACAAUAUCGUGUUUUGGAAAGGAGGGUAGAAAGUUAAAGGUAGGUGGUUAAAAUAAAGGGCCAAAAAAAGGCAGUGGUGGAAGGAUUCGGAAAGGCAGUGGUGGAAGGAUUCUGACAACCUUCCCCUUGCUUGAGAUUUCAAAUCGAGUGGCUUCUUUCUUCUGUUGCAAUUUGGGUGCCUUGGACGCGCAAUGGUCGCGAUUGUAUUGCACGGAGAUGGGCUUCGUAUCAGCAUCCCGCGGGCGAGAAUGAAUGGGCCAAAGUGACGUGGCGGCUCUUGAUUGGUCUAUAUGUGGUAGCCAUUGCAACUAACCGUUUUUAACCGUUUAGAGUUCAAAAAAUCAUAAAUGUGUGUCCAAUUACUUAAUUUUAAAAUAAAAAAGUUGAUGUGGAUUUAGACUGACGAGAAAUAGAGUCGAGAACUAACUUGAGGGAGGGGUUGGACGUGGAGAAGAUGGUGCACUGUAAAAUAAAAAAAGUUGAUGUGGAUUUAGACUGACGAGAAAUAGAGUCGAGAACUAACUUAGGGAGGGGUUGGGCGUGAGGAAGAUGGUGCACUGUAACCAGCGAGUGGAUCCUCCAUUUGGAUUGGUGCACCCAAACGAGAGGAGAAGAUUGGUGUGGUCACGGCCGACAACUGACAAGCAGGCAGCUACCCCAUGCUGCGCCAGCGCCACCCCUCGUCGCUGACUGACGAUGGUCGAUGACGAGCCACGAGCGACAAGGCCUGGCUUGGCCUCAUAUUCACGGCCAGAGUGGCAGACACGUCAGAAGCUAGCUCGCUUGUGUCCUAUCUCCUGGACUGUUUCUCCAAGUACAAACGCGCGCGGCUGCUGCAAUCAUCAUCAUUCGCCCGCUCUUUUGCCUUUCUUUCCUCGCCAAUCUCAUCUUCCCGCCGACCGAACCCGAACUUGCCCAUAGUCGGCUGCUACGGUAAUCUCUCCUGGUCGCGUCGCAUCACCACAGGAAUGGCGGAUCUCGCCGCUCAACCACCGUAACAAGAAAUCGUUGCCGACGACGAUUUCAGAAUUCGAAUAAAUUCCUACGCCCAGGUCCAGCAGCGUUCGUUUCGUUGCUCCACCUCCACUCAUCAGAUCCAUCCACGCGAGAGACCGAGGCAGGCAGCCAUGCCGCUGCCGCUGCCGCUGCCGCCGCUCCUGCUCUGCGUCUGCGUCUGCGUCUGCCUCUGCCUCUACCUCACCCACCUCCCCCGCCUCGCCUCCUCCGAGCCCGACGCCGACAAGGCGGCGCUGCUGGCGUUCCUCGCCGGCGUGGGCCGCGGCGCCACCGCGCGCGCGCGCAUCAACUGGCCCACCACCCCGCUCGCCUGCGCCGGCCCCGGACCGGGCUGGACGGGAGUCACCUGCAGCCCCGACGGCGCGCGCGUCGUGGCGUUGCACCUCCCGGGGCUGGGCCUCUCGGGCGCCGUGCAACCCGGCACGCUCGGCCGCCUCACGGCGCUGCAGCUGCUCAGCCUGCGCUCCAACAACCUGUCGGGCCCGCUCCCCGCCGACCUCCUGCGCCUGCCCGCGCUCGCGGGGCUCCACCUCCACCGCAACGCCUUCUCCGGCGCGCUCCCGCCCGGGCUCGCGGGGCUCGCCGCGCUCCAGGCGCUCGACCUCUCCUCCAACGGCUUCGGCGGCGGCAUCCCCGGCGCGCUCACCAGCCUCACCCGCCUUGUCGCGCUCGACCUCUCCAACAACUCGCUCUCCGGCCGCGUCCCGGACCUCGGCCUCCCCGCGCUCCAGUUCCUCAACCUCUCCAACAACCGCCUCGACGGGCCCGUGCCACCGUCCCUCCUCCGCUUCGCCGACGCCGCAUUCGCGGGCAACGACCUGACGCGCCCGCCCGCAGCAGCUCCUCCCGCCGCCGCCGCCCCCGCCGCGCGGACGCGGCGGGUCAGGCUCAGCGAGGCGGCCAUCCUCGCCGUCGCCGUCGGCGGCUGCGUCCUCGCGUUCGCCGUCGCCGCGGUGCUGCUCCUCGCAUUCUGCAACAGGGAGGGCCGCGACGACGACGACGACGACACGGGAGGGGCCGGCGGGAAGGGCGGGGAGAAGAAGGGGAGGGAGUCGCCGGAGUCCAAGGCCGUCAUCGGCAAGGCCGGGGAGGGCAACCGGAUGGUCUUCUUCGAGGGCCCGGCGCUGGCGUUCGACCUGGAGGAUCUGCUCCGCGCCUCCGCCGAGGUCCUCGGCAAGGGCGCGUUCGGGACGGCGUACCGGGCCGUGCUGGAGGACGCCACCACGGUCGUCGUCAAGCGGCUCAGCAAGGAGGUGAGCGCCGGGCGCCGCGACUUCGAGCAGCAGAUGGAGCUGGUUGGCCGGAUUCGCCAUCGCAACGUCGUCGAGCUCCGCGCCUACUACUACUCCAAGGACGAGAAGCUGCUUGUGUACGAUUACUACGCCAGCGGAAGUGUAUCCAACAUGCUUCAUGACAUACUGCCUGUGCUCCUUUCAGGGAAGAGGGGAGAGGAGCGAACGCCAUUGGACUGGGAAACCAGGUGGAAGAUCGCUCUGGGUGCAGCAAGAGGAGUGGCACACGUCCACGCCGAGAACAACGGCAGAUUUGUCCACGGCAACAUCAAGGCCUCCAACGUGUUCGUCAACAGGGACGGAUACGGCUGCAUCUCGGACCUCGGCCUGGCACAGCUGGCGAACCCGAUCGCGGCGAGGUCCCGCUCCCUCGGGUACUGCGCGCCGGAGGUCGCCGACACGAGGAAGGCGUCGCAGGCUUCAGACGUGUACAGCCUCGGCGUCCUCGUGCUGGAGCUGCUCACGGGGAGGUCGCCCGUCCAGGUAUCCGGCGGGCGCGGCAGCGAGGUCGUCCACCUCGUGAGGUGGGUGCAGUCGGUCGUCCGCGAGGAGUGGACCGCCGAGGUGUUCGACGGCGCGCUGCUGCGGGUCCCUGACAUCGAGGAGGAGAUGGUGGAGAUGCUCCAGAUCGCGAUGGCGUGCGUGUCCAGGACCCCCGACCGGCGGCCCAAGGUGGCGGACGUGGUCAGGACGGUCGAGGAGGUGCGCCGGAGCGGCACCGGCACACGGCCGCCCUCCCCGCCGGCCACCGCCGCGGAUGCAGACCAGAGUGAGAUGGAGAGCUCCUCCUCGGCGGCGGCGGCGGCGGCGCAGUGACGGCGGGAGUUGAUGCUUCGCAGCCGCAUCUGGUGAUCCGUUCGUCGCCCUUUGUGUUGUGCUCUUCCAAAUCCACGGCCAUUCCAUUCUUUUGGCGGGUGCUGUACCAUUCCAUUCUUUUUUUCUCUCUCUCUUGUGUUAAGAAGAUUCCGUGUUACGAAAUUGUAACACAGUGUCACGUGGAGACGGUGGUCCGUCCGAUGCUCAUGGCAGCAGUUGCUCACUCCUUGCCGAUGAGAUGAGAGUGUCAGCGCAUGAAGACAAGCAAUUAACAUUCGGUGCUGCUUUGCUCUGUUGCUUCUUCAGCUUCGGAUCAGAUGCCCUUGAGGGCAUGGCAAUGGUUUGCAUCGUUUGAGUACUCAACUUGGGCUUGUUCGGUUAGCUCUUAAUCUACGUGUAUUGAGUGAGAUUAGAUGAGUUUGAAUCCCAAAUAAGUUAAAAUUA